Sorex fumeus (smoky shrew) is the source of this 849-nucleotide messenger RNA. Its product is annotated as blarina toxin-like. The record is from RefSeq and is a predicted model, not a curated record. The transcript has 5 exons. The coding region runs from base 1 to 849 and encodes 282 amino acids. Lineage: Eukaryota; Metazoa; Chordata; Mammalia; Eulipotyphla; Soricidae. Gene Ontology annotation, biological process: proteolysis. Gene Ontology annotation, molecular function: serine-type endopeptidase activity.
AUGUGCUUCCUGCUCCUGUGCCUGGCCCUGACCCUAGUGGGGACGGGCGCUGUACCCCCGCAUCCAGGUGUCCAGAUCCAUUCCCGGAUUAUAGGAGGUUGGGAAUGUGACAAACAUUCCCGGCCCUGGCAGGCACUUCUGACCCUCACGGACAAGCACCAUGGAAUAUGUGGGGGUGUCCUCGUGCACCCCCAGUGGGUGCUCACAGCAGCCCACUGCAAAAAGACCAAUUAUAAGGUCUUGUUGGGGCUUCACGACCGUUUCUCAAAUGAUGGCACAGUCCAGGAAGCCCAGGUCAGCGCCAGCUUCCCGCACCCUCUCUACAACAUGACUCUCCGGAACCUCCUGCAGAAUAACAAAAUGAACUGGACCUACUACCAUAAGACCUUCUCUGGAGCGGAUUUCAGCCACGACCUCAUGCUGCUGCGCCUGGAGAAGCCUGUUCAGCUAACGCCUGCAGUGCAGGUUCUGGACCUGCCCACCCAGGAGCCCCAAGUGGGGAGCAUGUGUUAUGCCUCUGGCUGGGGCAGCAUCGAUCCAAACUAUGAAAAUUCCAACAUUCGUCCUGAGAAGCUCCAGUGUGUGGAUCUCACGCUCCUGUCCAAUGAUGUAUGUUCCCGCGUCCACAUGUUUAAGAUGACUGAGGUCAUGCUGUGUGCUGGAUAUAUGAAGGGCGGCAAGGAUAGCUGCACGGGUGACUCCGGGGGUCCACUCAUCUGUGAUGGGGUAUUUCAAGGAGUCGCAUCCUGGGGCUCUACCCCAUGUGCUCAACCGAAAAAGCCUGGAGUCUACGUUAAAGUAUUCUCAUACAUCAACUGGAUCCGGGAGAUCAUUGCGACACACAGCUAA